This is a messenger RNA of Myotis myotis, 1492 nucleotides long. RefSeq names its product sex hormone binding globulin (gene SHBG). Gene Ontology annotation, molecular function: steroid binding. The record is from RefSeq and is a predicted model, not a curated record. Lineage: Eukaryota; Metazoa; Chordata; Mammalia; Chiroptera; Vespertilionidae. Bases 214 to 1446 code for a protein of 410 amino acids. The transcript has 9 exons.
GGCGCGGGGCAGCGGUCAAGGUCUGUCUGCCAGCGCCUCCCUCGCUGCGGACACGGGCUGCCGCGUCCCCCUCGGGGGGAUCCCACGGCGGAAUGAAGUGGGCGCUGAUGAUCCGCGAAACCCUCACCGUGCAAGCCCACGCAGACCCUGGCUGCCUGCUCUUGCGCAUUCUCACCAGAGUUGUCUGAGCCACAGAGAGGCAUCCGGCUGAUUAUGGAGUGCGGAGGCCCCCUGGCCAAAUCGUGUUGGUUGCUGCUGCUGCUGCUGCUGCUGCCGCCGCCGCCAUCUCAUAACCACCAGGGACAGGCUCUGAGACAGAUCACUCCCACCCAGGUGCAGGAACAGGACAGGGGGAUCCAGGACCCUCCUGCUGUGCACCUCAGCAAUGGCCCAGGACAAGAGCCUGUCUCUAUCAUGAUCUUUAACCUCACCAAGAUCACAAAAGCCUCCUCCUCCUUUGAGUUUCGAACCUGGGAUCCAGAGGGAGUGCUUUUUUAUGGUGAUACCAACCCAAAGGAUGACUGGUUUGUGCUGGGACUUCGAGAGGGCAGGCCUGAGAUCCAACUGCACAACCCCUGGGCCCAGCUUACCGUGGGCGCUGGCCCCCGGCUGGAUGAUGGGAAAUGGCACCAGGUAGAAGUGAAGAUCCUUGGGGACUCAGUGGUGCUGGAGGUGGAUAAGGAAAAGGUGCUGCACCUGAGACAGGUCGCUGGGCCUCUGGCCAAAAAGCCCCAGCCCGUCAUGAGGAUUGCACUUGGGGGACUGCUGUUCCCCGCCUCCAACCUCCGGCUGCCGCUCGUACCUGCCCUGGAUGCCUGCCUGCGCAGGGAUAGCUGGCUGGACCCACAGGCCCAGAUUUCAGUGUCUGCCCCCACUGGCCUCAGAAACUGUACUGUAGAGUCCCAACCUGGGAUAUUCUUCCCUCCAGGAACUCAUGCAGAGUUCAGUCUCCAAGAUAUUCCUCAGCCUCACGUAGAGCCCUGGGCCUUCUCUGUGAACCUGGGACUCCAGCUGGCAGCGGGCUCUGGCCACCUCCUUGCCUUGGGGACCCCAGAAAACCCUUCUUGGCUCAGCCUCCAACUCCAAGAUCAAAAGGUGGUGCUGUCUUAUGGGUCCGGGCCAGGCCUGGAUCUGCCCCUGGUCUUGGGACUCCCUCUUCAGCUGAAGCUGAAUGUGUCCAAAGUGCUCUUGAGCCAGGGGCCAAAGAAGAUCCUUGCUCUGCCUCCGGGGGGCCUUGACUCCCUCCUCCGCCUCUGGGCCCACCCCCAGGGGCGUCUCUUCCUGGGGACUUUGCCAGGAGAGGCCUCUUCUGCCUCCUUUUGCUUGGACGGCCUUUGGGCACAAGACCAGAGGCUAGACAUGGAUCGGGCCCUGAGCAGAAGCCAGGACAUCUGGACUCACAGCUGUCCCCAGAGCCCAGGCAAUGCCACUAACACCACCCAUUAAAUCCCCACCUAAGAACUCCCUUUGAAUGUCACUCAUUUAUUUAUUC